This is a messenger RNA of Homarus americanus (American lobster), 2215 nucleotides long. Its product is annotated as mucin-5AC-like. Gene Ontology annotation, cellular component: neuron projection membrane. The coding region runs from base 610 to 1707 and encodes 365 amino acids. The transcript is spliced from 8 exons. The record is from RefSeq and is a predicted model, not a curated record. Lineage: Eukaryota; Metazoa; Arthropoda; Malacostraca; Decapoda; Nephropidae. Gene Ontology annotation, biological process: synapse organization.
GCCACGGGCUUCCAAACACGUUUUCUGUGUGUGGGUCCUGACAGAAUUCCCUCUACCGCCGCCGCCGCUACCAUCACCCCACUUACUGACCGCUAACACGGGCGUCCCUUACCGCUGACCCCCGUACAGGAAAACAUUAUUGAUUUGACUUCCCAAACACGAGGGAAUAACAAUACCAGAAUUAUUGUUAACGAAAGAAUAAGGAAACAGAAGUUAUUUACCUUAAAAGUUGUCAACAUUUGGUGGCGCUGUGGAUUCUGUUGUCUGUUCUAAGUGGAGUUUUAUAGUCCCUGUUUUCUGUUUGUCUGUAAAAUAAACAGAAAACAACAGAUUAGAAGGACAACAGUGGCAUGUGUCUGUUGUCAUAUAACCUGUUCAUUAACGUGGUAUUUAAAUAAUAUUGUGAACUACCAACAUCUGUUAUACUAUAUACUGACAACACCUGUGAUACAGUGCACUGAAUACACCUGUGAUAUAGUGUACUGACAACACCUGUGAAACUGUGAACUAGAAACACUUACAAUACGGUGGAUUGGAAACACCUGUGAGACUCAUCAGGACAGGUGUUGACAUCUCAGUAGGUGUGGUCGUGGGCUGCCAGUGGGCGUGAUGUGGGCGGUAUGGACGUGUGUGGUGUGGACCUGCCUUAUCCUCCUGGUCCAGCCCAGCUUUGGAUACCGUUCAGGUGGUGGCGUCAGGCCGGGGACCGAGGACCUACCAGCCCACAAGCGACAGUCGGUCCAGUAUUCCACACUUGUCGGUCCUUCCUUCAUCAACGCCACCCUCAACGCCCACGCCCACGCGCCCAUCGGCCAGACCGCCUACCUCACCUGCAUGGUCAGAAACCUCCACAACUAUACGGUGUCGUGGGUGAGGGCGAGAGAUAUACACCUGUUGACUGCUGGCGAGACAACAUACACCUCAGAUCACAGGUUCGUAGCGGUGAACCCUGCAGGAGGAGCACAAUGGGUCUUACGCCUCCACCACGCCCAGCCCACAGACGCCGGAACUUACCUGUGUCAGGUGUCCGUCACUCCGCCCAUCUCCACCUCCGUGACUCUUCUGGUGACAGAGGCAGCAGCGACGGUGUACCCUGGCAGAGAAGUAUUCCUGAAGGAGAGUAGCCGCUUGGUGCUAGUGUGUGAGGUGCGUGGCUGCCCCUAUCCCGCCCAUCCCACCUGGUACCGCGGCAGACAGGUACAAGACGGAACGGAAGUGGAAGAGGGCCAUGUGACUGCUUCCCCUCCCACACCACCCACUGAAUCUUCCUCUUCCUCUUCCUCCUCCUCCUCCUCCUCCACUACCACCAUCUCCCUCACCACCGAUCCUACCACAGUCGCCUCCACCAUCACCAUCAUAACCAGCACUUCCUUACUCUCUACUUCUACCACCACAAUCCCAAGCACAACUACCACAACUACCACUACAACUACCACCACCACCACGCCAGCACCCAUCGGUCUGCCCAUAGCUAAAGCGACGCUCACACGCCCACGAGCCAAGGUCGCCCAUUCCGGGGUGUACACCUGUACUAACUCGUGCACAUCACCUGUCAACGUCACCUUACACGUGCUUAUAGGAGAUGAGGAGACGGCGGCCAUGCAGCACCUGAGCGGGUCGUUGAGCCUCGCCCCGUCAGCUGGUGCCAAUGUUUUGUUGAUGGUGGCAGCCGUGACGUCAUGGACCUGGAGGAGGAUGACGUCAUGAGAUAAUAACAGUUGCCGUGUAUACAAUUUGUCAUCCUUUUAAAAGUGGGGAAGGGAAGGGCAGUAGGUCUAGUACUUUGAACAAGAACUGUAUUUUAUUAUCUUGGUGUAAUUAGACAAUAAUAAAUAAAUAUAUAUAUGUAUAUAAGGUCAUAUUUAGCGGGAAAAAAGUAGAUUUAGAUGCCAUGAUUUAAAUACGUAAUAAUUAACUAGUUAGCAACCCUUCUCCCAUUAUGGUUGGUCCUGCACAACCAAUCACCGUCAAUGUUUACUUUGGCCACAAGUGUUGCUUCACCAAUCACCUCUGAGGUAAAAAUAACUGGGUAAAGGGACGGUUCAUUAUUCUUGUUCCGCUCAAUCACGGCAUCGGCGCCAUCUUGGGGUCAUAGAGGACGAAGAACCGUGUUUAUUAUUAAUGAAUGUAUACAACACUAGCCAUCCUAAUCUGACCUGACCUAACCUGGCAUAACUCAAACUAACCUGACUUAACCUGACAUAACUUAAACUAA